AUGGACCGCUUCAACUUCCUCCCUCAAGGUCUUCGGCGGAACAGCCCUGCUCCUCCCCCUGCUGCCGCCAACGCCGCCGCAACCACAACCACAGCCACAACCGGCACAGCCGCCGAUCACACCAACACCGGACAACCCGCCCCCCUCCCAGCAGUCUACCACCAAAACCAAAACCAGAACCGCACUCAAAGACCAUACAACUACCCCGAAUCCGUCUCCUCUUUGUCUUCUGACGACGAAUAUGAAGACGACGACGACGACGACGACCUCUACGAAGACGAAGAAGUCCGCUCCGUUUCUUCUCAAUCUUCUCGCGACUCCGACACUGCUCCGCUUUCUCCCAGACAUCGACAGCAACGAGCUCAAUACCCAUCUAGCAGUAGCACUCUGAACCGACGCUCCCACCACAAUAACAACAACAUGGCCACCAACGUUCAGGAUGAUCUCUACUGUGACCUCGAAGCCCAACUAGGCAUCCACCCUGCCCUUCGCGUCCCGCCGGGGCCCGGGAACGUCCCGGCGAACUUCCCUGCUCCACCACCCAUCCCCCAACAAGAAGAAAUGGCAGAAGUCGAACGCCGGUCUUCCUCGCGCUUCUUUCUUCCUAGAAUGUCCUUUCGCUUUUUGGGCGGAGGUGGUAGACCUCGCCCGGCAUCAAGUCAUUAUUCAGGCGAUGGCUUGCCGCCCGCUACCGAGGUGAAUUUCCCGGUGUCGCCCAAGUCACCGGCUUUUCGAAUCGGGGAACAAGAGUUGCCGAGUACGAGGCUGCAUGUCCCUGGGGUGGAGAGGACUUGGAGUAGGGGGAGUAAUGGGCCGCCUACGAGGGAUGGGUCUUCUUCUCAUGGAGGAAGAGGCGGAGGAGGAGAGGCGACGAGGGGAGCUUCGAGGUAUGGGUUUGGGUUACUGGGCGGGAAUCGAGGGGCGAGUCGAGAUGGGAGGACGGUGCGAGUGACGGAACCCAGAAGGACAGCUGCGAGACGGCAUCGGAGUGAGAGGGAUGGAGAGCGUAGUGAGCGCCGUAGAGAAGGAGGUGGUGGCAGGUCGAGGUCGGGAGCUGGACAUGCCGCCUCUGGUGAUCGAAGUCGGGGUCAUCGCUCGAGGAGAGAUCAUGGCAGGUCAACGACGACGGGGAGACAUAGACAUGCGCGUGAUGAAGAGAGGAGAAGGAGGAGGAGGAAAAAGAAGAGUAGCAGCUCGAGAAGGCAUGAAGGUUCCGGGUCGGGAUCGCACUCGAGGUCGGCGAGGACGACGGCUGCCGGAGGAGGACACUCGGGGCGCAGGAAAAGAAGAGCACCACCGCCGAAACACUUCCUGUUUUGUUUCCCGUGGGUGAGGUCGCGGACGAAAAGGAGACUGAUUCUGCGGUCUAUUGUUUCGGGGAUGAUUCUGGCUUGUCUGCUCAUCGUCUAUCUCGCCCUUUCCGUCACCCAUAAGGUCCAGGGCAGCGGAUUUACCAUCGCCAUGAUCCUGGUCGUCGUCUUGGGAGCCAUUGUUUUCUUGCACAGUGCCGUCCGCCUCGUGAUGCUGGCAUUCAAAGGCGGACGCAGCAAGCGCAGAGACUUGGAAAGCGGUCUGGCCCAUCCUGAACGAGAUAUCCAUGCCCCCUCAGGGCCAUACGCCAUUCCGCCUACGCCGAUCCGUGUUGUUCUGGCGCGUGAUGAGGAGGCUGCUGGCCUUCCGAGUGCUACGGCCGUGUCGAAACCGCCCGAGUAUGGACAGUGGCGGGAGUCUGUGCGAGUCGAUCCCAACCGCAUCUACUGGAUGCGCAACGAAGGGGCUGUUACUCCCGCGCUUCCGGACGAGGAGGCCAGUUCCGAGGGUGCUCGGUCCAGGGCUGGCAGCAGAGACGGUCCGAAUCCGGGAACUCUCCGCCGGCCUCCGUCGUACAGCUCUGAUGACGGUGUUAGUUAUGUGGUUGAGGCUCAACCGCGGUCCAUCGCGCCGGCCACUGAUGUACCGACCGGCGGCAGGGCUGGUAGGCGGUUGGCAUGA
This is a messenger RNA of Neurospora hispaniola, 1992 nucleotides long. RefSeq lists its product as uncharacterized. The record is from RefSeq and is a predicted model, not a curated record. Lineage: Eukaryota; Fungi; Ascomycota; Sordariomycetes; Sordariales; Sordariaceae. The coding region runs from base 1 to 1992 and encodes 663 amino acids. The transcript has 3 exons.